AUUACACUUACAAUUUGUUUGAAAAACAUUCAGUUAAGACUGUAUCCCUGGCGCAAUCCGAUAAUCUCGCGCGAACACUCUCUUGGAAAUUAUCUAUUUAAAUGAGAUUAACAUGUGGCAUCAGAGUUACGACGUCUGAGAUAAUAACACAUCAUACUGGUCACGGUGUUGCUGCUAAAACCUUCUGCUGGUCGUUGACAUGGCGGCGGUGACAACAACGCUUACUGCGCCGACGACAACAGAUCCCGGACAGAGAUCUACUCAACGUGGAAAAGACUUCUUCUCCUCUCGUAUUUCUUCGCUCUAAGGACGUUGUAACGUCAUGGAUGUCGUCAGCUCACAGACAAAGGCGAAUUUUUCGGUCCCUGGUGAGGAAACCCCCUCCACGAGUGACAAAUCUCGGCGAGUGUCGGUCUUCACGUUCCCGUCAUCCAAGGACGGCACUGACGACUCGGAGCCAGUCGGCAAGGCGUCCGCCAUGUUCGGCCGCAGGUCGACCUUCAGAGGUUUCGCCAAGACGAUCCAGAAGGUUCUGGCUCUGGAGAAGUUGACGAAGCUGGGUACCGUGAUGAGGCCGACGAUUAACUACGAAAACACGUACAGGCUGACUCCGGUCGACCGCUUCCACUACAACCCCGAGAAGGUGGAGCGCGCCAUCAUGCUCCUGCUGGAAGCCCAGCUCGCUAACGUCAAGUACGAGCCGAAGCGCUGCACUGCGCAGACUCGGCGGAUCACGGACCUGGUGAAGACGAAGGUGAAACAGAUGGACUUCCAGCGGUACAAGCUGGUGUGUAGCGUCAUGCUGGGGCAGUGUAACGACCAGGGCAUCGAGGCCGUCAGCCGGUGCGUGUGGGACUCGCAGGCGGACGGGUGCGCGUGCAUACACUACAAGAACGACUCGCUGUUCGCCGUGGUCACCGUCUAUGGCGUGUAUUUCGAAUAGUUAGCUUCUUCUCUCUUCUCAGAACAAUUUGUAUAAGAAAAAGUGUUUACAUCUUGCUCACCGGGGCCAGUUUUACGAAGCGAUCUUAGCGCUAAGAUUAGCUACCUUAUGGAUUUACGGUGAUCUUAGCGCUUAGAAAAUCGGGUCCUGGAGCUAAUUUCACAAAACAUCGUGGACCGAAUUUACAAGGGCUUAGACUUACACGCGUGUAACUACAUACAUUUACACUUCUUAAACACCUGCGUUUAAGAAAAACAAGGCCGGCUCUUGUGCCCAGGACAGGCAUGCGCUACAACAGCUUGCUCUGAAUGUGCACGUAAAGCCCUAUGACAUGAUAUGACCAGAAAAUCUGGCUUCGUAAAUUUGGCCACGUAAGUUUACGUUUACGACUAGCAGAUAUAUCUGUCGAACAAUUAUAUGUGGUUGCCAGCUAUUUUAUGCAGAAAAAAUUCCAUUAUGGCGGACAAAACAAAUUGAAAUGUGUGUAUUUCAAACUAUAUUAGUUGUACUGUUCGUAGUUAUACAAAUCGUGGUCUAGUCGUAGAUUUACGUUUACGUGCAAAACUAGGCUUACGAUGUUUUGUGAAACUGGUCCGAGUUGAUGGAAAGAGGAAUGUGUAAAAGUCAAAAUUAAUGCCUGUCUCUGAAAGAAGGUCCAAAUUUGGUGAUAAUGGGUCAUAAUAUAACAGAAGGCUUAUGGGAGCAGGGGGGAGGGGGGAGGUCAUAUCUCGACGGACGAUUUUUAAUUCGUAAAUGAUCUCAAAUACAUUCCGAAACAAGUUUUAGAUCAUUUUUGAACGUGGGAUCCAGUACAGAUGAUAGCUUAAUUUCCUUACAAGUUUUCAUGUUUGUUGUGACGGCCAGGAACGAUAUUACUUCUUUAAAUUAGAAUGUUAACUACGCGUAUGUUAUCAUCUGUAGGUUAUCUACUUGGGUGUUAUCAUCUGUAUGUUACAUACCUGUAUGAUACCUACUUGUUUAAAUUAGAAUGUUAACUACGCGUAUGUUAUCAUCUGUAGGUUAUCUACUUGGGUGUUAUCAUCUGUAUGUUACAUACCUGUAUGAUACCUACUUGUUUAAAUUAGAAUGUUAACUACGCGUAUGUUAUCAUCUGUAUGUUAUCUACUUAGGUGUUAUCACCUGUAUGUUACAUACCUGUAUGAUACCUUCCUAUUAUUAUCGACCUGGUUAGCUAAUGAAACCACUAGCUGCAUGUGUUACCGGUGAGAAACAAGAUUGUGUGCAUUAAUAUGGUUAAAACAUUGCAAACGUCCCCAUACAUGAAUUUAUUAUAACAUAUUAAAUA
Gigantopelta aegis is the source of this 2249-nucleotide messenger RNA. Its product is annotated as dynein light chain Tctex-type protein 2B-like. Gene Ontology annotation, molecular function: dynein intermediate chain binding. The transcript is spliced from 3 exons. Bases 323 to 943 code for a protein of 206 amino acids. Gene Ontology annotation, cellular component: cytoplasm; cytoplasmic dynein complex. The record is from RefSeq and is a predicted model, not a curated record. Lineage: Eukaryota; Metazoa; Mollusca; Gastropoda; Neomphalida; Peltospiridae. Gene Ontology annotation, biological process: microtubule-based movement.